AUGAGCGACCACGAGAAGAAGCAAACGUACAUAGAGUGGGCAAAGGAGAAGUACAACCAGCAGUACGAGGUUUGGAUGCCCUGGAUCGAGGACAACUUCCUCAAGUACUUUACCAAGGACAACAAGGCCAGUUAUGCCACCAAGGACACUCUCGACAAAUCCAAAGUAACGGGCGUCAAGCAAGUCGACACCUUACAAGAUGGCGUCCACAACCUCGUCUCUGGUCAAGUCGGACAGGGAGGACUACUACAGCCUGUCGGCGAUAUCGCUUCCAAGGAGGGUAUUAACCGUGCCGAGCGCGGUGGGAAGGAUGAUAAGGGAGGGUAUAUCCCGUCUGGGCUGUCGAGCAUUCCCGGACUGGGCGGCAGCAAAUAG
Messenger RNA from Pseudomassariella vexata, 375 nucleotides. RefSeq lists its product as uncharacterized. The record is from RefSeq and is a predicted model, not a curated record. Bases 1 to 375 code for a protein of 124 amino acids. The transcript is spliced from 2 exons. NCBI's taxonomy places the organism in Eukaryota, Fungi, Ascomycota, Sordariomycetes, Amphisphaeriales, Pseudomassariaceae.